GUCCUCUAGGAAAAGUGCUGAAUAGGCAACUUCGUGACUACAAGCCCCGCCCACUUCCACGCCCACUAACUGAUUCUGUAUGGAAGAGAGAUGAAGCUAAAGUUUCUCUGCAAUAAUCGCCUCAGCGAGGCCCAACUGCAGGGACUGAAGACACACACAUACAGUGCUGAAGGUACGUCGUUUGUGGAACCUGUUAUGCAGGUGUAUUGGCGUUGGUUGGUUACCAAGGUAAUGUCAAACUUUACAUGACUAUCUGAUCUGAUAUGUUUUUGACAUUGACGCAAAUGCACAUGAACUGAAAGAAUGGCCUGAUAAAAAUAGCACUGUUUACUACUGUUUGUGAACCAUCCAAUCCAGACACCAAUGGGACAGUGUCCAUAUUAGUGAGGUGUCCUUAUUUCAGGGGUUGAACUACACGCAAGAAGUAUUCUUGGGGGAAGAAAGGUGUCCUAAUCAUUUCAGACGUUCGCCAUCCCCGCAGAUCCCACUGUGGGUGGCUCCUAAUCUCCUCACUGGAGUUGGCUUCCUCGUCAACUUUGCCACCGUACUCCCUCUGUUGCUAUUGGAUACCAACCUAGAGGGCGUGGCACCCUCCUGGCUCUACGUCGCCGCUGGAGCCGGGUUCUUUAUCUACCAAUCUCUGGAUGCCAUCGACGGGAAACAAGCCCGGCGGACCGGUUCUGCAAACCAGUUGGGCGAGUUAUUUGACCACGGCUGUGAUGCCGUCUCCAUGUUCCUCAUCCUGAUGUCGGGGGCGUCGGCUGUUGGUAUCCAUGACUACCCAAUAUCACUGCUGGUGUUUGUGGUUCUUCUGAACCAAGUCAACUUCGUAUACCACUGGCAGACUUUCGUCUCCGGGACACUCCACUUUAACCUUUUCGACGUCACUGAGGGACAGUUUACGUCAAUAGGCCUGUUGCUGGUACGAGGGAUUUUUGGUCUGCAGUUAUGGGAUAUCGAGCUCCCAGUAGUAAACAUCCGACUGAAGAUGGUGUUGAUUGCUGUGAUACUAUCUUUCUCCUUUCUAAACCUGCUCCAACCAUUCUCAGUCAUACUGACAAGAGGAGUUGGGAAGAACGGAACCACUGUUGCAAACACAAGUGUCCUGUCUCCCCUAGUAACAAUGAUGAUAUUAGUUCCGGUGCCAUUUCUCUACUAUUCCUCUUCUCCCUCUCCCCUCCGCUCUCACUCCCUCCUCUUCAUGUCGGCCACCACUCUGCCUGCUGUUAAAGCCACCAUCACCAUGAUCUUGUCCAGUAUGACCAAGACCCCCUACCCUCUACUGUACCCCCUAUAUUUGGCCCCCUGGUUUACUCUCCUCAAUGUCCUCAUCGGCUCACCACUCCCUGAAAUACCUCUCCUCUUUGUCGUCACAGUCUGGGAGGUGGUAGACAUCGCAGUGUUCUGCGUGACCGUCUGUCUCCAAGUUGCCAACUUUAUUCAAGUCCCCAUCUUCACCCUCCCUCCCAAUGCAUCCCCUCCCACCUCUGACAUCACCAUGACAACCUCCAAACACCCACAUAGCUAGGUCCAUUGUGGCUCUUCUGCUGAUUCAAAGGUUCCUUCAUUUCGAUUUCACAAGGCAGUUUUACCCUCGGCGCGCAUGCGCAGCGAGGGU
Messenger RNA from Geodia barretti, 1618 nucleotides. Lineage: Eukaryota; Metazoa; Porifera; Demospongiae; Tetractinellida; Geodiidae. The record is from the annotation of a GenBank genome assembly.